Messenger RNA from Fusarium sp. VM40, 828 nucleotides. Lineage: Eukaryota; Fungi; Ascomycota; Sordariomycetes; Hypocreales; Nectriaceae. The record is from the annotation of a GenBank genome assembly.
AUGGCUGUGACACUGGAUAACGAAAAACCACUAUACUUCGAAGAACGCAACGAGGAUCAAAACGAAUCGUUGAUUUUCCUACAUGGCGGAGGGGGGAGCCAUAUCGAGUGGAAGUUGGUCGCUGCUCAACAGUCAUUAGCAUCAUAUCAUCUUAUUCUGGUCGAUUUACCAACGCACUCAGGAUCUCGCGAUAUUGGUCCUUUCGCACUCGAAACGGCCGCUGAUGAAGUGUUUAAGGUCAUCCGAGGACAUGCACAUCAAGGAAAGGCACAUGUGGUUGGGUUCUCGGUAGGCGGAUUUGUCGCCCUUGUCCUCGCACCACGCCAUCCUGAUGCUUUGCUGUCGACCUUUGCAACGGGAGCGUACCCUUAUAGAGGCCUUUUCAAAUGGGUCAUGGAACGACCGACUGUGAUGUGGAUUGCCAGCAGUAUUGAGAACAUUCCAGGUUUGACAGAAUGGACACUGCGGAAACAAGGAAUUGAUUAUGAGGAGUGGCUGGCAGAAUCGAAGAGAAACAAAUCACCACAGAGGAGCAAAAAUCUUGCUAAAGAGCUCAGUGCCUUUAGUAUGGAGCAUGUAAAGGCUGUUGCUGAUUCUGGUGUAAGAACUUGUGUUGUUUCUGGAGGCAAGAUGGAUCAAACAGAUGCUGUGCAAGAAAUGGGAACGAUUCUCAGGGAGGGAGGACGUAUCAAGGGUGUUUCCAAUAUGGCUUUUGUUGUGAGGGAAGCCUAUCAUCCAUGGCACUUGCAGUUACCUGAGUUGUUUGCUGCUGGAGUUGCUGCCUGGGUUCAAGGACAAGAGCUACCUGUCGGGUUUGAGAGCCUAUAG